CCAUUUGUAGUAAAAGUUUUUAGAAUGUUUUUUAUUUCGAAGCUUUAAGAUUUGGGUUAAUUAAUCAAAUUUUGCCUACGGCAAAGCCUACCCAGUCUUUAUUUGUAAUCAGGAUACUUGAAAAAUAGAUCAACAAGUAUCAAUAGAUAACCUAUAGCCUUCACUUUAUUGAUAAUCUUGUGGAGCCUAAUCCUGGGGAAAAAAGGAAGAAAAAAUAAACAGAAAAUAAUGCGCGACUACAUCGAAAAUUACGGUACCACCACGCACCGUAGCUUACAUUUUAUGGGACGACAAGUCAGACACGCCACAAGCAUUUACAUUAUGAAAAUUAAUGGAUGUGUUAAAUUUUCAACUCUUAUAACAGCGAUACACUAAAAACGGUCGCCAAAGAUUUGAGGAAUCCCCUUUUCCUUUUGUGCCAGCCCCCACGUGUUGUCGUAGCGGCAAAUACAUUGGUUGCAGCUAGUUGUCAUUGACAUUGACACACUCGCAUACAGUUGUGCUGCGCACAGUGCAGGCGUUCAAGUUCUUGUAUGUACAGUGCUUCGUCUUUAUGAGAGAGCACACCCGUUACAAUGAGUGAAUAUUUUAGCCUUUCAGACUGUGAUGUUAUUGGUUUUGAUUUGGAUCACACUCUCUGUCGAUACCAUUUGAAGGAGACAUCUAGGCUGAUCUAUGAGAGUUUUGCCAGUUAUCUGGUGGAGCACAAAGGCUAUGACAAGGACCUUCUGACACUAACCCCAGCAACCUGGGAUUUCUGUUUUAAAGGCUUAGUGGUGGACCUUGAGGAUGGAAACCUGGUAAAGCUGGCAGAAGAUGGAACUGUUUUACGAGCAACUCAUGGCACCAAUGACCUCAGCACAGACGAGAUCAUCAAACAUUAUGGCCCCCAAAGGGAAUGGAAGCAUUUCAAUAGCCUCAAUACAUCCUUCACAAGAUCAACAAAAUACUAUUUUUAUGACAACUAUUUUGACCUGCCCGGAGCUCUUCUAUGUGGAAGGGUAGUGGAUAUGUUGCAUAAGCGUGGAAAUGAGGUUAAUUCAGAUUUCUGGAAAGACAUGUUGGCCGCAAUCGACCACAAUUACAACACAUCGGCGUUUAAAGAGGAUGCUGGGACGUACUUCCCCAGUGUGAAGCGGGACCCAGGCAGGUACCUGCAGCCCUGCUCAGACGCCGUCAAGUCCUGGCUCCGCUGCAUGAAGAACGCUGGCAAGGUCCUCCUGCUCAUCACCAGCUCUCACAGCGACUACUGCAGACUCAUCUGUGAUCACGUCCUGGGGAAGGACUUUGAGGAGCUGUUUGACGUCAUCAUCACCAAUGCCUUGAAGCCUGGCUUCUUUUCCUUGGUGCCCCAGCAGAGACCUUUCCGGACCCUGGUGAACGACGUGGAGGAGAGUGAGGGCCUGCCCUCCCUGGACAAGCCUGGCUGGUACUCCCAGGGCAACUGGCCCCACCUCCACGAGCUGCUGAAGACCAUGACGGGGAAACCGGAACCCACGGUGGCAUACUUUGGGGAUAGCAUGCGAUCGGACAUGUUCCCCGCUAGCAGCUUUGGGAAAUGGGAGACAGUGAUGAUCGCAGAGGAAAUGGAGGGAGAGGGCGUUCCAAAGAGCCAGGCGGCCAAGUCCAGCCAGGCCCAAGUGGAGCCUCUGGAGAAGAAGGGAAAGUUUGAGGACCAGGGCAUGAAGUCGCCCUCGGCACCCUCGGAGCAGUGGGGUUCCUACUUUGUCGACGCCCAUAAGAGUGUUGAAGGGGAGGAGGAGAGCCAGAGGCUCACCUGGUGCUGCCACAGCCUCCACAAGUACAGCACCAUGGCCAUCCCCAGCGUGGAGGCCAUCGCAGACCUUCCCCUGGACUACAAGUUUCCCAGAUUCUCACCAAACAAGCCGUGUACCACAGGCUACUACCCCAGGCCUCCUGACUCCCUGCUCAGGAUGGUCCAGAGUCAGUCCUAGGAGCCCUCCCUCCUCCCUCCCUCAGCCCUCCCUCCCUCCUCCCUCCCUCAGCCCU
Messenger RNA from Hypomesus transpacificus, 2010 nucleotides. It is a transcript of the gene nt5dc1, whose product is annotated as 5'-nucleotidase domain containing 1. Bases 576 to 1955 code for a protein of 459 amino acids. NCBI's taxonomy places the organism in Eukaryota, Metazoa, Chordata, Actinopteri, Osmeriformes, Osmeridae. The record is from RefSeq and is a predicted model, not a curated record. The transcript is spliced from 12 exons. Gene Ontology annotation, molecular function: 5'-nucleotidase activity.